AUGCCUAGAACCAGACGCGCGAGCAUCGUACCACGCACCCCUGGGGGCAUGCACUUACAGUUGGCUGAUAUAUCUGCUGAUACAAUUGAUUUUGACGACGAGGUAUCAAUAAAGUCUUCUGUGUUUCGCGGGCGGACCGAAACGCCCUCAUCGACCGCAACAACGCCAAAAAUGUCAGUCCUGAAAAAGUCGUCACUUAAUCUUCAAAAAUUUGUUUUGCGAAAAUCCACUGAUUUAAAGAAGCUCAAGAACAUUAACGAUAAGAUUGAGGCCAUACUAUCAAGUCCCAUGGUAGAGGUUCGUCGUAAACCCCUGGGUCGAUCCAGGUCCUUUGCCUCAAAUGACGGCAAGUUUUUAGACCAGUCGCGCACUCCAAUUUGUGUGCCGAGCUCAAAAGAUUUGGUGGCAGUUAGCAAUCGUCGUCUAUCUGCUGUUUUAUUAUCAAAGUUCACUCCACAUGCUGACUCCAUCUCUCCAUUGGAUUCGAAACGCGCCUCCAUAUGCCCUGGUGUGCUUAGUCGUCGCAGGACAAAUUCAAAAAACACUAGAACACCCAUCCGUUGCUCAUUGGGCACAGAGCUGACUUCAACAAAGGAUAAAAAUACCCCUAUAAUUACAACCGCAAAUGACUCCCAGACUUUGGGGGUCGAACCCAUGAAUUCGGAGGAUGUUGCCGACCUGGAAAAUGAAUCACCACAACGGCCGUUCGAAGACGUCGAACAUGAACUAGAAGUACAGCAUUCUCAGGAAAACGUUUCUGCUGAACCAACAUCGGUUAGCGAAUUCCGUGUCCUUGCCGGUAUGGAAUCAUCUCGUCUGUCUUCUGUUAAAGCAGCUUGGGAAGAUGUCUUGACUGAAGAAAGCGGAUCUAUCCCUGACAUUGCUGUUAACAGCAUCCACGCGGCCGUUGGUAAAUGUGGAUUGCUGCUCACCAAGAAGUUUCCCUUUUUCUUAUCUCUAAUCGAUCUGGCCGAAGCCUCUAUCCAACAGCGGCAGCUAGGAAACGACAAGCCUCAGCAGAGCGCCAGCGUGAAUGACUUGCUAGGGAUGUGGGCGAUUAUAUCCCAACAGAUAUCCGAAAUCGACAGUGCUUUUGAUCGAUUGCGCAGGUGGCGAGAAGUCUCUGGCUGGGCCUUAGAGGCACGUCCUGAAACACCUGCUCGGUAUGACGAAAAAGCCGUUACCACUGCAGAAAAGAAACAAGUUGGUCGUCCCCGUCAGCGUAAACCCAUGGAAACGGUCGAAGUCGAUGCUGUUACACCGACGGUUUCAUCAAAGCUGAAGUCUGCGCGUGCUCGAAAACCGCUUAAGUUCCGGGCUCAACUACUGGCCAAGAAGAAGGCUAUGGAAACCGACGAGGUCACAGACGAACCGUUCAAAACGCCGCUCUUUGAUCCCGACUCUAGUGUACUGUCGCGCUCCGAGAAGCGCUCAAAAAUCACCAGCACCCCGAUGAACAAUGUCACACCGCGACGAGGAAGGUCGUCGAAAACACCGCUGUCGCCUAAGAUUGCCGACGAGAAUCUUGUUCCUGUCCCCGAAACUCCUAUCACGGCUUCCGUCAAUGUGAGUGCGGAGACGGGAGGCGCAGGCGACCCGUUCGCCGUGCCCGCCUCGCGACCACGGAGGCGCACUCGCAGGCGAACAGCCGGCCUGUCGGCCUCGCAGGCCGCCGCCGUCACGCCAGACCCCUUCUCGCCGCCGCCUCGGCCGGCCACGGGCACGCCGCGUCCACGCUUGUCCCGCGACCUCUUGACCACCGCCAACCUCUCUCUGAGGCAGUCCGUUUUGAUGAAGAAACUCAUGGUGACGGUCACCAGCGGCAACAGCAGCUUCGGGGCCACACCUCCUAGGGCUGUCGGCAGGAAACGCAAAUCCGUUCGUUUCCCGGCCGCCGCUGCACUCUCCUCAACUCCCAACGGACAUCGCGGUGGGUCGGGCAGUCCCAGGGAGUCGCUCCCCGUGACCCCACACACAUCAGUCACUGUUGACCCGUCUAGGCGCAUCUCCCGCAGUGGCAGAUCUCGGCACGCCUCUUUCGGCAACUCGAGGUCUUCGGAGGCUCCCGCCUGA
Mesocestoides corti is the source of this 2073-nucleotide messenger RNA. NCBI's taxonomy places the organism in Eukaryota, Metazoa, Platyhelminthes, Cestoda, Cyclophyllidea, Mesocestoididae. The record is from the annotation of a GenBank genome assembly.